AUGGUGGAAGAUGGUAGUUACCAACAGUUUCCUUGGGGAAUAGUUGCUUUUCAAAAGUUAAUGAAAUCUUUUCAAAAAAAGUGCAAACCCUCCAAGAAGUUGUAUCGGUUGAAUGGAUUUCCAUAUGCAUUUAAUAUAUGGAUUUAUGAAUGUGCUUCUACGAUAAAUACCGAUAUUGUUGUCAAAGAAGGAAAUGGUAUACUGAGGAUUUGCAACUGGCAAGUUGUUGGUUUGAAGCCCAAGUUUGAGUUGUUUAUGGAAACAAUUUUUUCAAAGAUUGAAUGUUCUAACAUUCAGCCAACUCCUGAGGAAAUAGCAUCACUUGGGUUACCAGAUCACAAUUAUGUACCUCCAGAUAAUGAUGAUGUGCAUCCGGAGGAGGUUCCUGGUUUUGAAGACUUAACAACAAAACCUCCAGAUAUUCUGUUAAAGAGAACAUCAAUAGGUGCUAAUGUAGGAACAACCCCACCAAAACGGAAGAGAAUAAAGGUUGUACAUCCACAUAAGUAUGAUCUAUCAAGACAUUCAAAACCACAUAAGGAACCAGAUCAGCAACCAGAUCAUUCAUUCCAAAGUCCAGAACCACAAUAA
This is a messenger RNA of Solanum pennellii, 591 nucleotides long. RefSeq lists its product as uncharacterized. The record is from RefSeq and is a predicted model, not a curated record. Lineage: Eukaryota; Viridiplantae; Streptophyta; Magnoliopsida; Solanales; Solanaceae. The coding region runs from base 1 to 591 and encodes 196 amino acids. The transcript is spliced from 2 exons.